Fusarium redolens is the source of this 1377-nucleotide messenger RNA. RefSeq lists its product as uncharacterized. Bases 1 to 1377 code for a protein of 458 amino acids. The transcript has a single exon. The record is from RefSeq and is a predicted model, not a curated record. Lineage: Eukaryota; Fungi; Ascomycota; Sordariomycetes; Hypocreales; Nectriaceae.
AUGAUUCUCGAUCACAGACAACUCCCCGUCGUGAGCACGCUAGACUUAGCCAUGUCCACGCCGGGUCAGGGCGCUCAGCCCACAGAGCCAUCGGCUCCUAAUCCAUCUUCCGUCGACAAUAACAGCAACGCCAGCCAACCUUCGUCUCCCGCUGAGAAUUCAUCACCAGCCCAACCCGCAACUUCGAACCCAGCUUCAAACAACAGUCCUUCGGCCACGCAGCCGAGCCCAUCCGCCGACGAAACACAACCAGCGACUAAUGACGCGAGCCAAGCAUCUGAUAAUGCCAGUGCCUCUGAAACAGCUGCUCCUGCGCCAACAUCGGACAAUGCAUCGCCUUCGUCCGACGAUCCCUUACCUUCACCGACAAGCUCCAGCAGAUCUACUCGAGCAAACCCAACUACUGAGGCGGCAGAGGCAUCUUCAACCGAUGACAGCAAUGACCGACAGAGCACUACGGAAGAGAGCGAGGCGUCUGCCACUGAAAUUACUACAUCUGAGGUUUUGUCGACUAUUGUUACCGUGACGGGUAGCCAGGGACCUGAAACGAGCAUUGUUUUGGUUACCGCGGUUCGUACUCAGAGAGUUACCGCUACCGAAGCCUCCGCUUCCGCUACCAGUACCGACAAUGCCGAUGCUAUCGGUGGUAGUGGGAGCGGAAAUGGCAGUGGUGGUCUGAGCCAGAAGAGCAAAGUUGCUAUCGGCGUUGCUGUGCCAAUUGCAGCGAUUGCCAUCCUUGCGCUCCUCGGUCUAUUCUGGUGGAAGAAGCGCAAAACUCGACGACAAGCCGAAGAGGAGCGACGAAAGGAAGUUGAAGAUUAUGCCUACAACCCCAACGCCGACCCCACAAUCCCUGCAGUUGGAAUGGCAGAUGGUGGCUACGAGAUGAGGGAAGAUGGCUCUUCCGGUUACCGUGGCUGGGGCAACACUACUCUUGGCUCUACUGGUCGCAAGGCUUCUACCACUCUGUCUGGUGGUGUCACUGGAGCCUACUCAGAUAUUACUUCGCCUACCCGGGGCAAUAUGUCAGACGGUCGCUCUGGCGAGCCUCUUAUGGAUGGCUCACACUCGCCAGAGGGCGAAAUUCUCGGAGCAAUGGGCCCGUCUGCUGCCAACAACCGGGGCGCAGAUGUACACCGUGGACCAUCCAACGCUUCCUCCUCUUACAGUGCUGCUGGCCGAUCCGAUGCUUCGGAUCCUAUGGGAGUACCAUAUGGCGCUGGUAACGGGUACUACGACCAAUACUCACAGAACCCCUAUAGUGAAAACGGGCCACAACAGGCAGUCAUUCGCGAUAACCCGGCACGACGAAACACACGCAUUGAGAACCCGUCUCACUACCCACAGCAGAGCGCGGGUAUUUCACAAAACUUUUAA